Calidris pugnax (ruff) is the source of this 5221-nucleotide messenger RNA. It is a transcript of the gene GPATCH2, whose product is annotated as G-patch domain containing 2. NCBI's taxonomy places the organism in Eukaryota, Metazoa, Chordata, Aves, Charadriiformes, Scolopacidae. The transcript has 10 exons. Gene Ontology annotation, molecular function: nucleic acid binding. The coding region runs from base 169 to 1692 and encodes 507 amino acids. The record is from RefSeq and is a predicted model, not a curated record.
GCUUCCGGGCUCUCAACAUGGGGGACUGAGGAGCAGUGCUGGCUGCCCGCGUCCUCCCCUCCGGCCCCCGCGGGACAGCUCCCGGCCCCCGCCCCGUCUCCCCUCGGCCCAGUCUCUGCGAAGCGGCGCCAGCCUCCCCGGGGAGCGGCCGGGGGAGGCGCCGGGUUCAUGUUCCGGGUCGCUGAGCCUACCUCGACCCGAGCUCAGGCGGCGAGAAAGAGCUGGCAUUUCAGUAGGACUAUGGAGGAGCUGGUUCACGAUCUAGUCUCAGCGCUGGAAGAAAGUUCGGAGCAAGCCAGAGGAGGUUUUGCUGAUACUGGAGAUCAUUCUCGAAGUGUGUCUUGUCUUCUAAAACGACAGGCAAGGAAAAGGAGGGGACGAAAAAGACGUUCAUUUACCACCCAUCAUCCCUGGGAGACUGGUCACUGCUUAAGUGAAGGUUCUGAUUCCAGUUUAGAAGAAUCAAACAAAGACUACAGGGAGAAUCAUGCUAAUAAGAAAGACCACAGUGACUCUGAUGACCAGUUGUUGGUUGCUAAACGGAGGCCUUCCUCAAACUUGAAUAACAUUAGAGGCAAAAGACCUCUGUGGCAUGAACCAGAUUUGGCUGUUGACAGUUUGGGAAACAGAACUUUGCGCAGGAGAAGGAAGGUAAAACGGAUGGCAAUAGAUCUGCCAUCAGAAGUCUCUAAUGCACUGACAAUAACUCAACAGCAGGAUAACAGCAGAGAUCAAGAAAUGGACAAUAAUAAUAAAUCAUACCAACACCAAGAGUUUUCCAAGAGCAAAGUGAAAAAAAGAAAAGUAGCUGCAGCUCGACAAGGACCGGAAAUUUUGGAUGAAGGAGUAGUUAUAGAAAAUGAAGAAGUAAACCAAGCAAAUAAGGACAAAAUGGAGUAUGAGGAGCAAAAAGGCUCAGAUGACAACAUGAGUGACAGUGAAUCCAGCAGUCUGAGCAGCAGCGAUGCUGGUUUGUUUACCAAUGAUGAGGGAAGACAAGGUGAUGAUGAGCAGAGUGAUUGGUUUCAUGAAAAUGAAUCUGGUGGAGCAUGUGGAAUUACAGGAGCCAUUCCCUGGUGGGAACAAGAAGACUCGACAGAACUGGAGAGAGAAUUGCCUGAUCCAGUCUUUGAAAGUAUCCUAACUGGUACUUUCCCUCUUAUGUCCCGUUCAGGGAGGAGAGGUUUCCAGAGUAGAUUUAGUCAUCUUCAUGGAAUGCCAGCACGAAACAUAAAAAAGGCUUCAGGAAACCAGAAUGCAUUGAUAACUCCAGGACCAGGUGGUAACAGGAAAACGGUUCACUUGUCCCAGGAUUCUCUUCACCAUGACCACUGGUUUAGCCCUGGGGCUAGGAAGGAACAUAGCCAGCUUCAACUCUUGCGAGACAACCGAUCAGAGAGAGGACACAAGAAGAAUAGCUCUGUAAAAACAGCUAGCAGGCAAACCAGUGUACAUUUAGGAUCAUUGUGCAUGGGAGACAUCAAACGGAGAAGGAAAGCUGCUCCCCUGCCAGGACCCACAGGGUUUGUAGGUGAAAACAGCCAACCAAUCCCAGAAAACAACAUUGGAAACAGAAUGCUUCAGAAUAUGGGCUGGACCCCUGGCACGGGCCUUGGACCGGACGGUAAAGGGAUGCCAGAGCCAAUACGAGCCAUCCAGAGACCAAAGGGACUCGGACUUGGAUUUAGCUGACAGAAAUGUACUUUGGCUGCCCGGUAAAAAUAAAGCUUAAAUUAAAAAGACACACACAGAAAAAAAAAAAAAAAAAAAAAGGCAAACUUAUAUUAUUUGUUGUGAUCGGCAAAUCCAGUUAUUUUCUCUUCUCCAAGAUCACUGAAGUCAAAGUGCUUCGCAUUAACUACACCAGCUGCAACGUACAGCCACAGUGACAGAACCGGCAUUCGAGUCUAACUUCACAAUGGUGCUAAAAAAUGUACAAAAACUUUGACUUUUUUAUUUUUUUGUGAUCUUAAAGUUUGUAUUAAGCAUAAAAUUCAGUAUAUUCACUUUUUUCAUAAAAGCUUCUGACACGGGAGGUUUUAGUAUAUACGCAAAUUUUAUUAUUUUUUUUUUUUGUAAAUAUGAUUUCAUCUCGAGAGUCUCGAUAAGAUUUGUUGAGGAAAAUGGAACUUUUUACAGCUAUUGUGUUUUUCCCCCUUUUCAGGCAAAGUUUCCAAACCUGGUAUUUCUGGUGUUUAACAAUAUUUGAAAAUAAGCUGUCAUUUUGCCCAUAAGAUAUACAUGUUUCCCACUGGAAGGUGAUACGAUAUCCAAUUUUGUAUAAGAGCAUGAAAAAUGGCUUUGUUGUCAAAGGAAUGCCAUUCCAACACCAUUAUCUGGCAAUGUAUCACUGUCUUCCACAUUCAAGCUCAAAAGCAAAGCUUUUAUACUUGUUUUUACAUUUACAGGAUUAUCUUCUUUUCAGCAAACAUUUUAAAAAGUUAAACUUUAUUUUUACUUUGGAUUUCCCUUUAUAUUAAUAAUCCUCAGUGUUUCCAUAUUUAAGAAUAGUUUAAGCUUUGAACCAGGAAAUCGAAAGACAGCCAUCUUUAAAAUACAGUGUUUUUAUUCCGGGUUGUGGCAUAUUUUAAACAAUGCAGUCUUCAAAAUUGUGUUAUCAUAUGGUUUGUGAUCGUGCUGGUGCCAAUGAGCCACAACCUUUAAGGAUCAUGAACAGAAAAAGGGCAAGGAGAAGCAGGAUUAGGGUGGAGGAAAGGAAGGAAAAGCUACUUUGAUGGCAUCUCACAAAUCUAAGCUAGCAAUUUAAAAUCAAGAGGGAUCAUUAAGUGUUUUAAUCAGUAUCCUAAUGUAUCUAAUGUCAGCAGAAGCAAUUUCAUUAAGCACCAACCAAUCAAGCUCCUAGGGUACUUAUUGGUCUGCAGUAUAAAACAAAUUCCACUUGAAAAUUAAAUGAUAGGACUGAAGGAAACUGUUGUUCAGAUGGACUAAGGAGAAAAUUCUGCCCCCCCUCACCCACCCGUGUGGUAGCUGGCAAUAUUUACUCUGACUGCAGAGGGAACAGGAUAUGAUUCUCCGGUCUUUUUUUUCUUCAGGAGGAGGAUCUCUCCCUUCUUCUGCACCCGAACUGCAGAGAAAAAUACUUCCAGAUGCUUGCAAAGAUAUUUCCUUAAACUGAAAAGAGCACAGCUUUCUUCAUGUGACUGUGAAAUAGAGUGAUGAAUUUUAAAAAGUGUUUUUAUUGCUUUUCUUUUUCUCUCAACUUCAGCCAUUUUUCCAGAAAAAUAAUAGUAGGAAGAGAAGUAGCAACAGCAUUAUAGCAUUGAAUUUGCUUAAAAGAAAUAUUCAUGCUUUCUACUGUGAGUACUGUCAUUUUAGGAAUAUUGUUUCACCAUACCUGAUAGCUGAAUGCACACAUUCUCUGAGUUUCAGGAGAACUAUUUAUUGCUGUUUAAAUACUUGAUAUGAUUGUGUUCUUUUGCAUUUUGAAAUGAUAAGAAAUUUUAAACAGACUUGGGAUUUAUAAUCAACACAUAUGCUUUUUAUUGGAAGGUUUUGGAGCAUAGCAUAAUGUGGGUUCACCACUUCAAUAUGUCUUGCACAACUGAACUGAACUAAAUACAUUCCAUAUCCUAGGAAUUUCAGGGCCACAUAAUUGCAAAGGGCUGAGAGCCUGGAAUUCUGCAGGUAGCAGAGGUGCCCACUUGUAUAAGUGUUAUUUACAAUAAUGAAUUUAUGUCGCAUGCUCCCAUUCUUUCAGUGCAAUGUGCUACUAAGAGCAAGUGAAUUCUAAAGACCUCUUUGUAUUGUACACCACAAUGAGAAAUUCCAUGAAAUAAUUUUCAACAUGUGAAUUGUGAAAGUGAAUUUUUAACUUCUGGUUGUUCUAGCUCUAUUUGCAAAAUUGUAAGGGAAUAUUGAUUCUCUGAUAAAAUUCCAUUGUUGUGCUUUGAUAACAACACCUACAUAUCUUGGGCUGGAAAUUCUAAGUAUGACACAUAUAACACUUAAUUUAAUUAUUUCUGUGGAAUUUACCAUAGCAGUAGUUCCUCAAGAAAUCAGUCUGCAGCUCCAAAAGUACUUGAAAAUGUUUCCUGUUUUAAAAAGAUAAGUGGGAAAUAAUGGAUACAUGUUGAGAGAAAAUCUCUCUUUAGCCCAUUCAACAUCCUUUCAUACAGAUACAAUAAAGGAGCCAACCUAGUAAACAACCAUAAUGGAAGAACUAUUUAGUCUGAUUGGAAAUCUUACAACUUUUUGUUUUAAAUCAGUCUAUUAGUGAGAAACUAUUAGAUGUUAAGACUAGUCAAAUUGAUUUUUAAAUAGAGAUAGAUACAUCUUGUCUGUUUUCCAGCAGGUAUUCUCAUAGAUGCCACAGCUGACAGUCAACAUUUUAUGUUAGAAGCUGUAGAACAAAGUGAUUUAUUAAAAUACUUCAGUGUAGUAUUUUGAGAUAUUUUUAUGUUGCAGUAAAAUUCCCAUUCUGACUUACACUAUCAUUUCAAUUCCGGUUUUCCCCAUCUCACAGGAGUGGUUUUAAAGAUAUGCCAGUAGUGUGAUUUUGCACAGUUAAAACUAGUGUUAAGAAACAAAACAAAAAUGCAUUGCAUUUUUUUUCUUUUUUAAGACAUUGCAAAGUUAGUUGGCUUUGAACCAAGUCAGAGUACUUGGGUGGUUUUUUUCUUUCCCACACCUAACUUGCUAUCAUACUAUCAUACCUGCUACACAGCUGGCUUACAUUAUUUUAAAAUAGAUAUAUAAGUAUUUUCAGAUAAUAAUUCCUACUGGCUGUGACACUGAAAGUUUUUUACCUACAUAAAUAAAUAUGGGAUUAUCUUGUAUCUAAAAGUUACCUUCCAUCGCUCACCAGAUUCUUUCCAUUUAGGUGUUUGAUUAGUCAGUAGCUCAGCUGUUACCAUAAUAUUCUCUCUAUGCAGACAGCUUAGUGAAGAGACUUUACGUAUUAUCAGCAUUACAUUUUGCUACAUGUUCCAUGGUAUCUCAAAGUUCUGUGAAUUGAGCCAUUAACUGUUAAUAAAAGAAGCCCAUGAGCAGUAUCUUAUUUUUGAAUAAGUAUUUGUCGAAGUCAGAGAAGCAUUAUCAAUAUGCUCAUUUAAACAAGUUUGUCCCUGCAUUUGUCUUUCUGCAAUUAGGUCAAUAAUGGGUGUAGAAUGGCAGUAAAUAGCUAAAUAAUAUGUAUAGAAUGCUUUGCUUCAAUAACACAAAUGCAAAAUGAAGUAAAAUAAAAAAACUCCAUUCUUCAUGG